This is a messenger RNA of Fraxinus pennsylvanica, 378 nucleotides long. NCBI's taxonomy places the organism in Eukaryota, Viridiplantae, Streptophyta, Magnoliopsida, Lamiales, Oleaceae. The record is from the annotation of a GenBank genome assembly.
AUGGUAAUCAGGUACCGAGUAAUUGAAAUACUUGCUUGUGGUGGUUGUGCAUUGGUGGAAUGGAGGCUAGAAACUGGACGCACUCAUCAGAUUCGUGCCCAUGCAAAGUAUCUUGGUGUGCCGCUCUUGGGAGAUGAGGUGUAUGGAGGAACUAAGAGUAUGGCCCUCUCAUUGCUUCAGUCAAGGAAUCCAUCUAGUUUUCACGGGCAAUUUGCGGAACUUGUUGCUAGCAUAGAAAGACCCUGCCUCCAUGCUUUAAGUCUCGGGUUUCGACAUCCAAACACAGGCGAAAACUUACAUUUCUCAAAGCUACCACCUGCUGAUUUUGCUGAGAUUUUUGGCCAGCUUCGUGAUAUUAGCACAGAGAAGGUCACCUAG